AUGCAACACGGCGACUCGAUCGGCGGCACUGUAACACAGUUGCUCGAUCGGGUGUCAAAACUUAUAAAUUGGCAAUGUCCGUACUAUUUGUGCUCCCUAGUAAACGGUGAACACCAGAUACGGCUAGAAGAAACGGCGGAGGCGGAAAAACGACAAUACUGUCCGUACUGUUUGUGCUCCCGUUUGGACGGUGAACACCAGAUACGACAAAGCUGUAGGACUGAAACGAUACGAUACGAUACGAUUUGGCUGGCUCGCCGGGGUCUAUUUACUACAUACCCCGGCUGCUUCGGCUUUUGA
Macrosiphum euphorbiae (potato aphid) is the source of this 300-nucleotide messenger RNA. The record is from the annotation of a GenBank genome assembly. Lineage: Eukaryota; Metazoa; Arthropoda; Insecta; Hemiptera; Aphididae.